CCUGCGUUCUCCCAGGUUGUGGAAACGCUGCAGCCCGCUGGUCUGUGUCUGGGUCCCUCUCUCGCGCAGAGCUGCUCAAGACCCUCCUACUGGCUGGGCUUGGGAAGGAGGAGGCAGUCUGCUCUGCUCGCAACCUCGGACGAGCCCCCUUUUACCGCCCUGUCAGUGUGGAGGAGAAGGAGAGAGAGAGAGAGAGAGAGAGAGAGAGAAAGAGAGAGAGAGACUGAGUGAUAGAGAAAGCGCACGCGAGAGAGAAAGAGAGAGAGCAACUGUGUGACAGAGGGAAAGAGAACAAGGCAGGCUGCUUAGAGGAGUGAGAGAGCCAAGGACGAAAUAAGGAACACAUUUUACAAGAGCAGGAAGAGGGAGGAUCGCAGACGAGGGACUCCUUCUCUACUGGGCACCUGGGACACAGUCACUGUGUUUUUUUUUCCACUCAUCUUUUUGCUGGAACCCAGUGGAUUGACUAACCAACCGGUGGAUUUUUUUUUGUUACAUUUGCUUGUGCCACAUCAUUUAGAAACUGGGAUAAUCUCCCUGUGCUAUCAGCCCUUCUGCCGGCUCGACUCGCUACAAACUGAGAUUGCUUUCUAGUUCUGUGCUCGACUCUCGUGUUGUUGUGAUCCUGCUCCGUGCACAAAGUGCAUCUGUCGGCAAACCGGUGCUGAAGAUAUCCCUCCUCUGUCAAACAGGACAGCGCGCAGCCACCGUCGGAUCAGACUACAGAGGAGAGAGAGAGAGAGAGAGAGAGAGAAAAAGAGAGAGAGAGAGAGAGAGAGAGACGGUGUGUGUAUGUAAGAGAAGGAAAGAGAGAGAGAGGGGCAGUGAGAGAGAGUCAGAUUCACAGUGUGUUUGAGAGGGAGGCAGAUUAAAGCCCGGCCGAAAGACUGGAGUGAAACAGCUUAAAUAGAGAAGUGAACCUAUACGUCCUCUCCCGUUUUCCUUGCCAUCCCUUUCCUCCUUCUCUCCUCCUCCUCUUCCUCUCCCGUUUUCCAAUAUUCACAGGACUGCCAGAGCUACUGCCACCUGCACCUCUUCACGUCUUCUCUUUCCUCUUCUUCCUCUACCUCACCCUUAUCGCGCGUUACUAUCCGAUACCGGCCACUGACGGACACGCUUGCCCUCGGUUCUAGCACUUGUGGAAAUAUUUCCAUUGAUCCAGCGGUGAGAGACUGAGCAUCCGCCCGAGACUCUGAGGCUCUGGACCGGUGAGGCACCGUUUGUCAGGAGCUUCCCCGUCAGAGGCAGAUCUUCUCGUAGCUGCUGUCCAGAGUGCAGAACCUAUCUUGUUCCCUGGAGGACCGGCUAGCGGCACAGUGGUGCCCCGACAGCAAAGACAGGAAUCACACAGCUCCUCCGCUGCCUCUAUCCCAUUGCUAGCUACUUGGCAGCUCCCGCCCCCGUGUCACCAUUCCCUGCCUCAGUGCUAAGGAUUCCAGCUACAUGGGCAAGCGAUUGGAGCAGCAGCCAAUGUACCCUCAGUACACCUACUACUACCCCCACUAUCUCCAGACCAAGCAGCCCUAUGCUCCACCCCCUCAUCCCAUGGCUCCUCCCAGCCCAAGCACCAACAGCUGCAGCCAGGGAGGGGCAGAGCAGCUGAGUAAGACCAACCUGUAUAUCCGAGGCCUGCCACCUGGGACCACCGACCAGGACCUCAUCAAACUCUGCCAACCGUAUGGAAAAAUAGUGUCAACCAAGGCCAUUCUGGAUAAGAACACCAACCAGUGCAAAGGCUAUGGCUUUGUGGAUUUUGACAGCCCAGCUGCAGCACAGAAGGCCGUGUCGUCUCUCAAAGCCACCGGGGUGCAGGCCCAAAUGGCAAAGCAACAGGAGCAGGACCCCACCAACCUGUACAUCUCCAACCUGCCAGUGUCUAUGGAUGAGCAGGAGCUGGAGAACAUGCUGAAGCCGCUGGGUCACGUCAUCUCCACGAGGAUACUGAGGGAUGCCAACGGGGUCAGCAGAGGAGUCGGCUUCGCCAGGAUGGAGUCCACAGAGAAAUGUGAAGUAGUGAUACAGCAUUUCAAUGGAAAAUACCUGAAAACCCCGCCAGGCAUUCCAGCUCCCACGGAGCCUUUGCUGUGCAAAUUUGCCGACGGAGGGCAGAAGAAACGCCAGAGCCAGAGCAAGUACCCUCAGAACGGGAGGCCGUGGCACAGAGAAGGCGAGACUGGCAUGGCGUUAACAUAUGAUCCCGCUGCAAUGCAGAAUGGGUUCUACUCCUCGCCUUACAGCAUCGCCACCAACCGCAUGAUUGCACAGACCUCCAUCACGCCCUUCAUCGCUGCUUCCCCCGUUUCCACAUAUCAGGUCCAGAGUACGUCAUGGAUGCCUCAUCAACAAUAUGUUAUGCAACCUACAGGUGCAGUGAUCACGCCAGCCAUGGACCACACUAUGUCCAUGCAGCCUGCCAGCAUGAUGGGCCCUAUCACCCAGCAGAUGAACCAUCUGUCCCUGGGCACUACAGGAAGUUACAUGACUGCUGCAGCUGCCGCUGCGCCUAUGCAAGGGACCUACAUUCCCCAGUACACUCCUGUGCCUCCAACAGCCGUCCCUGUCGAAGGAGUGGUGACGGACGCCUCCCCCCAGACAGUGGCUCCCUCAUCACAGGAGGUGGCUGGUCAGCAGCAACAGAUCCAGGUGGACAGCGCUGCCGACCAUGUUCCUGCUUACUCAUACCAGUCCAAAUAGCAACGGCCUGAGCGAAUGUUCCUGUGACAGCGUUGCCUUGAGACAGAAGGUGGCUGCACUGUGAAUGUGAGGAAAAGAGAAAAGAAAGAGAUUGCUUCCAGAUUGCCCAGGCACCAAAAAAGAGACACUUUUUUCAUUUCCUACCUGGCCUAAGAGUAAAAAAAAAAGAAGAAGAAAGAAAGAAAAAAAAACGCAAGAAGGAGGUAAAGAGUGCUGAGGAAGGGGAUGGGGAAAUUGCUGGGCACAGUGCAAAGAAGUGAAAUUGUUUAGUCUGGGAACCUGCCUGAAGGGCUGGGCUGAAGCUUGAAAAGUUUCUCAAAGAAAAAUCUCAACCAGUAAAAAAAAAAAAAAAAAAAAAGAAGAAGAAAAAAAUCAAUAAAAAAUGACAAAAAAAAAAAAAAGGUUGAAUGCGCAGGUAGGUGAUGAAGUUUAUUUUGUAAUUAGAAAAGGGGAGUCAAGUUUGAGAUACACAGAGAUUGUCUUCCUCAGAUAUUAAGCUACAAUUUUCUUUUCACUCUUUUUUAUGUUCUAGUGUUAAAUUUUAGUUUUCUAGAUAUAUUUGAAAACAAAGUGUUUUUUCUUUCUUGAAUCUUCAUGGCCUUAAUUUGAAGGGCGCCAGAAACUUUUUACAGAGUUAAAGUCUGACGUCUGGUUAGGAAAAAAAAACAAAAAACAAAGCAAACAAAAUCAGUCUCUUGGACCACACGGAGGGUACAAGACACUGGAUGAGUUGUUCUAAAGAGGAAAAAAGAAUCUAUCACAUAAGCUGUACAGAUUUAAUAGAGAAGAGCUUUUUUUCGUUUCUUCAUUAGAAGAAAACUUUGAUAAUUAUUAUGUCAGAGGUAACUAAGUGUCAGAAGAAAACAAAAUGUCUGUUGGGGAAAAGACUCUGGGGAGGGUAGUGGGGUGGGGGGGCGAGCUUUGAAGAGAUUUUUCACAAUGAGGAAAAAAAAAUGAAAACAUAAGAAAAACAUGCUGCAUUGUGGAUGCAGUCUGUUGCAAUUGCUGAACAUGUUUUUUAUUAUCAUAAUUAUUAUUUUACAUGGCAAAGUUGCUGUCAAUGACAUUAGUGCUUUUUAUCUGCCACAUUUUACCUUUUUUAUGAGCUUUAAGAUGUUUUUAGCCCGCUUUGCUUGUCACACUGCAAAAAGAGAAAAAAAAAAUUGAGAAAAAAAAAAGAAGAUGAAAAAAAUAGAUAUAAAAUGAAAAAAAAAAAACUACGGAAAAAAUUCUGGCAGUGAAAUAAAAAUUCAGUAGAUUCAGUAGGAGCUUACGGUUUAAACCAAUCAGUGCAAAAGCAAUAGAAGAAAUUGUUGACAAUUUCUGUAGUCUUUCCUAGUUGUGGAUCAAAUGCAGCCCAUGGAUGGCCAUUUUUAUACCAAAGAUGAAGAGACACUCUGAACCAGAGUUUUUUUUGUUCCGUUUUGUUUUCCUUUUCAUUUUUCAGUUUGAUUUUGUUGUUGUUGAUGUUGUUGUUGUUGAUGAUGUUAAUGUUGAUAUUGUUGUUGUUGAUGUUGCUGUUGUCGUUGUUUUUUAUUUGACCUUGAUGGCCGGACCAGUCCUUACUAUCCUUCCUUCUUAACAUCUUCUUUUCACCGGGUUUAAGCUAGUUUUCCACGGUUGUCCAAGCUGUCACACACACACACACACACACACACACACACACACACACACACAAACACACACACAAACACAUCUAAACAUGCACACACGUACUGUAAAAACUCACGUACACACAUCAAACAGUAUUUAAAGUGUGAUGCAACCGUUGGCAGCCCAACCUUGUUUUCUAUGUCUCAUCACUUUUGCGAUUCUUUCACACACCGUGGGUGCAUUCCACCUCUCUCUCUCUCUCUCUCUCUUUCUUUCUUUCUUUCUUUCUCUCUCUCUCUCUCUCUCUCUCUCUCUCUCUCUAUCUAUCUCUCUCUCUCAGAUCCUGCAGGGAAAACUUUAGGAAACAGAUUGGGGAAUGUUGCUCGCUACGCUCCGACACAUUGCUUUCAGCUUUCUCCUGUUAGUUAUUUCUGUCCUCGGUCUCUUUAUCUCUUUAAUUCAAUUCAACCAUAACUCAACCAUUUCUCAGCAGACUGAGCUUCAGUGUUGAACUCAACUCAACGUUUGACCACAUGUUAAUCUCACGUGGACAUCACCAAACCUAGGUCACUUUUUUUGGGUAUGUGGCCCACCCAGUAUACCAGAUGAGUGGUGUUUGCUGCAUAUUGCACAUCAGGUAAGAAAGCGUUCAAAUCUGACUUUAGAAAUCAUUGCAUAAACUUUAUUGUAUUUAAUGGUACUGACAUAACCAGGCAGCCAAUUUUUUUAGUCACUGUGGAGAAGUCAUAGACAUGCUUAAAAAGAUUCAAAAUUUUACAGAAAUAAGCUAAUUCACUCCUGAGACGAGAAGAUCGAUUUCACUCUCUCGUCAGUCGGAUAAAUACGAAGCUACUGCCAGCAGCUGGUUAGCUUAGCUGAGCACAAAGACUGUAAACAGGGGGAAACAGCUAGCCUGGCUCUGUUCAAAGGUAACAAAAUCCGUCCACCAGCACCUCCAAAGCUAAUUAACACGUUAUAUCUCGUUUGUUCAUUCAAAACAAGGUGUGGAAACAAUACAAUAUUUUUCCAGGAGUUAAUGUGCCAGACUGUUUCUUGGACAGGCACAGUAAUGCACUGAAGUCUUGUCAUCACCGUGAAGGUUGGCAGGCAACCAGAGACUCCAGCAAAUUACAGCGAAGAAAAGUGGCACAAUUCCUUUAAAACACAUCAGAGAAGAAGCAGAAUUGACUUUUUUACUCACUGAGAGAACCUCUCAGCAAUCUUUGUUUGCAUUGCGAGACUACCAUCACUCUGUGACACUAACAAGGCACAGAAGAGAUGUGUUUAAAGGCUAGAAAAGGGCCUGUCUUGAACAUCCCCCUGAUCAUUUGCCCAACACAAGCAGGGGAGGUCAGCACACCUGUGGGAACUAACUAGGCUCCUCACCAGCCAUAACAAGAUGUUGAUGGCAGCUCUUUCCUCGACCCCACCACUGAGUGUCAGUUACACCCCUGGUUGUCCCAAUUUGUUGCACAAACAACCCUGUCUCAUCUUAACCUGUCUUUCCAUUGGGGGGCCGUGUGAGGUUUUCAGUGAUUUCAUCUCAGUGGAUUGUCCCCCUGAAGAAAUUGCCUGUGGGACAGCGACCAUUUCUGCUCCCAUUACAGCAGCCUUUGUGUCUGCUCUGUUCGCCCAUGUCCACCAGCACUGCCCCGCUGUGGCGCUACAGCGCUAAAAAGACCCGUUUUUUUUUUUUUCACUGCUUCACUGGCACCAUUAAUGUGCCAUGGCCAAGCCGGGCUCCUUUUGCUCUCAUUUUCCUUCAUUCUCUCCCUCUUCCCCCACUCUCUGAGGUUUCUUCUCUUUAUUGGAUGGUGCAGAAGCAGAACCACAAACCAAUUUCAGUCACUCUCGCAAUGAGGCUUGACGGGCCAAUUUGUCUCCCUCCGGGGCAAUAGGAUCCACUCCAGUGUCCCUCAAAAGACCCUUUUCUUCCAGACAGAGGGAGCUUUUUGUUUGGUGACAAUUGCAAUUGAGCUCUUGCAGUUCAUGUGACUCAUUCAAAUCGAAGUCCUGCGCUGCAUUUCGGGGGGUGGGGGUGGGGUGGGGGGACAUGAUGGCAUGUUGUGCACAUUACAGGCAAGCUAUGUCAUCAUGCGUGGCGAUGUUUGUAACGAACAAUCAAAUUGUUACAUCGAGUGCCUUGAAACAAAGCUUCCAAAUGAUUCCAAAUUAUCUGUGUGAUAGUUAAAGUAAAGAACAAAGCACAUGGAAAAAGCUUGUCUGAUUCAGCUGUGCUAAAGAAAUGCUACACAAUAUCGAAGCCACUCUAUGGUGCUAAAUGGGAAGCAGUCUCGGGCUUGUGCCUUCAUUGUGUUCACUGAUGUCUGUGACAAGCUGGCCACUGUUGAUCAUUUGGCCAUGAACUCGCUCCACCUGUCCACUUGAUGACGAAGAAGAAGAAACGCAGCUUCCUGAAGUGAACUACACCAUCAAAGCCAUACGUCCAUGAUCUUUCUCCUCAGUCGCAAUGUAAAUACCUGCUGUAAGUUAUUUUCUUCCACCCACCAACGGAAGUCAAAGCCAAAUGUGCCAUUCAAACUGUCUCUCGAUGACCGUUCAGCUGUUUAUUGUCCAAUCAAAUCAACACCUGCCCUUUUCUUUUCAUCUGCUCUGACACUCAACAUCUGCCUUCACUUCCCUCAAGGCUCUGAUUUGCUCUUAUCUCCAAAGGAAUGAUUCUUUGCCACAUAGCAGUUUCUAACAGCUGACAAAUGUUGGGUUUUAGAGCUCCCUGGACUUCCCCUCAUCACUCAUUUGUUCAUCAUUGUCACAUGAACUCACUGUAACCAUUUCGAGUCAUUUCAAGUGUCCUAUUUAAACAAUGGAGCUGCUAAACUAUAACUUUACCAGUUUUAAGCUAGUAUGUGUGUGUCUGUGUGCGUGUGUGUGUGAGGAGUUGGUUCAACUUUCAGUGAGGAUAUGAACACAGCAUAGCUAUAACCAAGUUCUCUAGACUUUUACAGCUGCUGUUUUAUAGUAGAGAAGACAUUUUGGAGCUUAAUAGGACUCAUAAUGCAGGAGUUGCACAUCGGAGAGCAGAGCAUCCUACAAAUGGCCUAGAUUCAAUAGUAAUAGCAUUAUGGGUACAGCCAAGAGAUUAUGGAAAAACUGCACAACAAAGAAUAUCAGCUCUAUUUUGCUAAUGGAAAUUCAAGUAAGAAAAAGAUGUUAGGGCAGGUGUUUGCUUUUGGUGUAUGCUACCAAUAUUUUACAGAUCUGAGAGAUUACCCGACUGAGAAAAAAAACAGAAAUGGCUUUUUUCUUAAUAGCACAAUGGCAUAAUGUAUCUUUUCAGAAUACCAAUACCUUUGUGGAAGUGUAUAGAAGGCAUGCUUGCAAUUUUAAGGAGGCUGUAGCAGAAACACUCUGCUCAGUCCAUGUGUCAGCACAAACCAGGAGCCAGCUAUACCAAGAGAGAAAGUGUGUGUGUGUGUGUGUGUGUGUGUGUGUGUGUGUGUGUAAGGAAAGGAGAAGGGGAUCAUUAGCUCCUGUUGCCGGGCAGAAGUGGUCAUUGCCUGGAGAUUCUCCGUCUUUAUGCGGCACUGUGUCCCCUUAAAGAACUCCAGGAGGUGACAAGCUUGACCCGUCGCUAAUUAGGAAACACACAUACAUUUCCACCACUCGACAUCCAUCCGUGUCUCAGCUACAUCGCCUUCCUUCUCCUUCCACAUCAGCGUCCUCUUCAGCUUUAGGUAAGAAGUCAAAGACUUCAGUCUGCUGCUCUUUCAUCAUUUUAAGGAUCUCACCCACUCUUAGUGAAGAUCCAGGAAACCAUUUUACUUCAACACGACCUCAUGUCUUCUUGUGUUCAUUUUGACACUUCUCACUAAUCUACACUGACGCCGUACAUGUGGCCCAUGCAUGCGAGCAACGACCACUUGGUGAAACAUGACGCUGCCACCAAUAUCUUUGUGAAACAGGCUCAUGGAUUACUGGAAAAGUUGUCACUUUUGCAUUCAUUAUUUCCUGUUAGCAGGGAUAGUGGGUUGGACGUCUUUGUUGGCAUUUUACUGAGUAAAAGUCAGGAUGAUAUUGUUUGCUG
Larimichthys crocea (large yellow croaker) is the source of this 8332-nucleotide messenger RNA. RefSeq names its product RNA binding motif, single stranded interacting protein (gene rbms3). Gene Ontology annotation, molecular function: RNA binding. Gene Ontology annotation, cellular component: ribonucleoprotein complex. The record is from RefSeq and is a predicted model, not a curated record. NCBI's taxonomy places the organism in Eukaryota, Metazoa, Chordata, Actinopteri, Sciaenidae. The transcript is spliced from 14 exons. Bases 1444 to 2694 code for a protein of 416 amino acids.